Ambispora gerdemannii is the source of this 1173-nucleotide messenger RNA. NCBI's taxonomy places the organism in Eukaryota, Fungi, Glomeromycota, Glomeromycetes, Archaeosporales, Ambisporaceae. The record is from the annotation of a GenBank genome assembly.
AUGAGUAACGGAAGAAACGCAUAUCAAAAGCAACAAUAUAAACACUAUAACCAAAAACAACAAGAUGGAUACCAACAGCAAAAAACGCCGCCACAAUGCUAUGUAAUCGACCUUGCUCGAUGCUACAUUGAAUAUGAAGACCUGCAAAUUCCACAUCAUGUACUCUUCUGGGGCGACCACACGAAAGUAGCAAUGGUCGUUGCAUUCAACACACAAACCUUGUCAAUAAUUACUAACAAUAUGCGAGAUGAAAUCAUGAUUCCGUUUAGUGAAAUUUAUGGAUUUGACCCUAAUCGUGAAAAAGGAUUUUGGAUUAAAUUGAAACCUGAUUUCGAAAGAAAGUUUUAUUAUCAUCCACGCGGUUUCAACCGCGGAAAGAAAAUUCCUUGUGACGAAGAGAAUCGCAUUCGAAGUUUCUUUGAGGGCGCAGAGGAAUUUAAUGUCAUUGGAUGUGAAUGGGUAAACGAAGAAGACAUGGCGACUAUUGGUAAAAUGAUGAAACAGCACAUUGGUGAUCGUAAAGAUGAAUGGAACGACCCAACUGUAAUACAAACAAUGAUGCAAACUAACAACAGCGGACUUGCACGCAUAAACGCAACAUUCGGCAAUCAAUUAUUCUUCCCAUUCUCUAGUUGUAAAUUCCAAAAAGAGAGUUCCUUCAGUUUCCUUCGCUCCAUGUGUGAUGAUGACAUGGGAUUUUUAAUUCGUCCCGAGUCCCGAGAAAUUAGUCUCUUUGUGAAUUUCCUCGAGGAUGAAAUUUGCAUCCCCUUCAACCAAAUUAUCGAUGUUCAAGUUGAAUUAGACAAUAAAAUUACUCUAAAAUUUAGAGAUAAUUUUAUUCGGCGUUACUUGAAACAUCAAGAUGGAUUUAAUCCUGCUCAGCCAGGAAUACCACUCUCCAAAGACCCGACUUUCGGGAACAAGUUUGCAUCAAACAAUCUCAUCUCCAUCGUACCAUUGCCAAAGUACAACGCUGACCGCGUCCAAGAAGUGAUCAAGGUCUUGUAUAGAAUGCUAGGUAAAAGUGUUGGAGAAACGCUGCCAGUUACUUUGAAGCUCCCGAAUGCCAACACGAUGAUGCGAACCGAAUACAUGGAUAAUAUUUGCAAUUCUGACAUGCAACAGCUUUCACUUGAUAUGAGUCGUAAUCUCAAGAUUGACGCAUAUCGAUAA